Molecule: messenger RNA, 4224 nt
Organism: Neospora caninum
Lineage: Eukaryota; Apicomplexa; Conoidasida; Eucoccidiorida; Sarcocystidae
Product: putative WD domain, G-beta repeat-containing protein
Exons: 12
Coding region: 1-4224 (1407 amino acids)
Molecular function (GO): protein binding
Source: RefSeq, a predicted model, not a curated record
AUGGAGAAAGGCCGGGCAACGAAUUACAACCGACCGGACGAAGGCUCACAUCCGUCGGGGUCACCACAGGCGUCUUUAGAGACCACCGGAGGACAGGUUACGAGCGUCAGUGCAACAGGUUCUUCUGGCCAUGGCAAAGAAUGUGACGAAGAGGCGAACACCGGGCCACAAGCCGUCAGUUUGGUGUAUCGUCACAUCUUUGGCGCAACGGCGGAGGUCAAGAAUGCUGUCCACUUCGUUGUACAAGGGGUGGUUGCCUAUCCAGCUGGUCAUCAUGUUGUCCUUUAUUCCACCGAAACGAGGACGCAGAAGUUCCUACCUGGAUCUGAUGAAUCCUUGGGAUGCACCUGUCUAGCGAUCAGCACGAAUAGGCGGUUCCUAGCAGUCGGCGAGAGGUGCACGCAGAGAGCUUUGGUGACAAUUCACGACCUACUGACGAAUAAGAGGAAGAAGUCUUUAGCCUUUGUCGAGUGCAUCUCCAACAGCUUCGUCAGUCUUGCGUUUUCGGCCGACACCAAAAUGCUCUUGGCUCUUGGUGGCCCCCCCGACUGGUGUCUUGUAUACUGGGCCUGGGAGAAACCCAAAGUCCUCGCUUCUUACAAGAUCAACGGCCCUUCAAAAAUCCGUUAUUGCGAAUGUUCCUUCAAUCCACUUGACUCCAACGUGGUUUGUAUGAUUGGCGACGGAGUGAGUCGUUUGAUGAAGCUCCAGGAAGGGGGUUUCCGCCCCAUGCAGAACCACCUGUUGAAGCGAGAGGGGCAAGGAUAUUCCUGCCAUGCUUGGCUGGCCGACGGAAACAUCGUAGCCGGCACGGAAGCAGGUGAAUUGGUCCUCUUCGACAACGGAGGAGACUUCAGAGGGUCGCUGACGUGUGCUCCGGGUGCCAAGCGUUCAGUUCUCUGUAUCGUUCCAACCAGCAAAGGAUUCAUUUGUGGCGGCGAAGAUGCCACGUUGCACAUGUAUGAAAAAACUGAUGAUGACCAGUACAAAACAUCAAUGGAGCUGAAAGUCGAACACCAAAACCCAGGACUGGAUGUAUGUGAGCUAAAGCCGCUAAUUGUGACGUGCGGAGAAGACAGAUCCAUCCGAGUCUGGGAUUUCCUCAAAAACACUAUGGAGCUCUGCAAAUUCUACUCCGAAGAGGUCUACAGCGUCGCUUUUCAUCCGUCGGGUUUUCACAUCCUCGCGGGGUUUUCCGACAAGCUCCGGCUCAUGAACUUGUUACUCGACGACCUCACCACGAUGAGAGAGUUCAUCAUCAAAGGCUGUCGCGAAUGUCGCUUCUCGAAUGGCGGCCACCUCUUUGCGGCCGUUCAUUCCAAUUUGAUACAAGUCUACGAGACAUACACUUGCCGCUCUCUAGUUACUCUACGAGGCCAUAACUCGAAAGUGCGGUCGCUAUGCUGGUCGCCUGACGAUUCCAUUCUCGUCUCCACAGGCAUGGAUGGAGCUGUGUACGAGUUCUCGGUCAUGAAGGAGGGCCUCCGUCUCUCUGACUGGGUCUACAAAGGGAUAAACUUCAGCAGCGCUGUCGUCCGCCGGGGCGACGAGGAGGCCGUCAAUACCCUCUUUGUUGUCGGUUCGGACAACUCUUUGAAGGUGGUUUCAAAUUCGCAACUGGUCAACACCUACGAUGCCGGGAGCACGCUGUCUUCUCUCGCCUUGCCAAGAACAACCAGAGCGCUGUUCGCUGGAACAGCGGAUCCUGGAGCACCAGGACAGCUCCGAAGCUAUGCGUUCCCACUUACAGGAGAAUAUCUUCGGUAUCAAUGCCAUGCUGGGCCGGUCCAGCGGAUCUGUGUUUCGAAGGACGAAAGGCUGGUGAUUUCGUGCGGCAUCGACGGUACCCUGUGCAUAUGCGGCAUCGUCGACAAAGACAGAGCAGUUGAUGACGAAGAAGAGUUGACAGGGCCAACGGUCUACACAGAUGAAGUUCUCGUGACGCGGACCCAAGUGCGUGAACGCAAGGCUCAGAUGACUGAGUUGGAGCGCCAAGUCGAGGAUCUGACAAACCAGAUGGAUUUCCAGCUCCGAAAUCGAGAAACACAACACAAAGAACAACUGCUGCAACUCGAAGAGCGCUACAACCACGAACUGGAGCUGGAAAGGAAUAAGUACGACAUUCUGCGCGAAGAAAAGCAAGAGCAAGAACAGGAGUUCAUGGACCAAGAGCGGGUCCGCGAAGACAAGCACGCAGCGACCGUUCAGCAGAUGGAGACGAAUUUCCAAAACAAAAUGACCAUCGAAGUCGCAAGGUACCACAAAGUCCUAAGCGAGAGAGAACGCGAUAAUGCAGCGUGGGAAGAGCGCCUCAAACAAGUCACCGAAGAUUUCUCUGCCAAGCUUGCUCAAAUGACGGCGGAGUUCGAAUCUUCCAAGAAAGCUUCCCGCGAUGAACUCGCGAGUCUCCGGGAACAACAGGACCUCGCGUUCAAAACGCACCAAGAGCUCCUGAGGCAAAUCGAAGAAGAUGCUGAUCGAGAGAUCGAGGAGCUGAAAGAGGCGUACGAGGAGAAGCUGGCGCACGAGAACGCCGAGAAAGUCCGUUUGCGUGGUCAGACGGGCAUCCACAGAAAACGCCACGAGGAUCUGAAGGAACAAACAGAACUUCUCAAGGAAGAGUUGAAGCAUAAAGAAGAGGCAUCCCAGAGAUAUCGAACAGAUAUCGACAAAUUGUUGACAGACCGGGAGAUUGUGUUGAAGGAGAUUCAGGAGCGCGAUCGCACGAUUGGGGACAAGGAGCAGAGGGUUUACGAGUUGAAGAAACAGAACCAGGAACUGGAAAAGUUUAAAUUCGUGUUGGGGCACAAAAUUCGGGAGUUGAAAGCCAUGAUUGAUCCAAAAGACAAGACGAUUGCGGACAUGCAGCGCCAGAUCCAGGCGAUGGAUGCAGAGCUCGUCGACUACCAUCGCCAGAACAAACUGGCGAAUUUGGAGUUGGGCCAGUUGAAAUUAAAACAACGCGCUCUCCAGGACGAAAUCGUGGACCGGCGUCAGCAGCUUGCCAUAGCCGAGCAACAGAUGAAGCGAAUGAAGAACGACUUGUACGAGUGCGUUCAAAACAUUCAAGACCCGAAGAAACGGAAAGAGGCGAUCACGCGUCUCUACCAAAAGUACAUCACAAACGAGCUCGCCAAGAACGACGUCGACUUUGAUAUCCUGAAGGAGCAAAAUCGGCAGAGGGACUAUUUGGAGAAGUCGGUGGAGUCUCUCAAACGCCGCCUAGCCAAAGACUCGGAAGUCCACCGACAAGACAACAUCAAAAUCAUGCAGGAGAACGCUUCCUUGAUCUGUGAAAUAAAUGAUCUCCGUCGAGAGGUCAAUCUCCUCCGUCUCGAACGGCAAGAGUCGAGAGUCCCAGGCGCCUCCCGAAACAGCUUAAAAUCCCGGAAGAAGGCGGAUACAGGACGGCAGCCAGGUGAAGCGACCCAAGGUCCCAACACCCAUGAGGAGCUGGCGAAGACGGUGGAAAUGCAAAGGAAACAAAUCGAGUUGCUGACGGCGCAAAACGACGCGCUCCAGCAUAAGUUAAACCAGAAACAAACUCGCUACCUGCCUCCCAAGCCCCAGAACCAUCCGCCUCGGCGCGCCUCAAAGACAGAAGAAAAAAAACUCCCCCAGAGAAUUCCGUCGUUCUCCAAAAAACCACCGGACAGCGAAAGGGGCAGUCCUCGUACAUCCCAACGGCAAGUGACGAAACCGUCUCCCAACUAUUCCGAGGCAACGAAGGAGGCUGUCACUCCACCUAAACGGAGACCCAGCUCGUCGAAGCGGCCGACGUCGUCUCCGGAAUCCUCAGUCAGUCACGAGAUAGGGACGGAGCCCGAAUCUGCGCGAAUCGAGAACGCUAGCGAGACGAACGUCAACGAGGCCGGCCCCGACCCUUGCGGCCUGCGUCGUGACGCGCACCGACUCGACGGAGCGACGAACAAACGCACGCCAGAGGAGGCGGAGACUGAAAGCCUGCCAGCGUACACCCAAGAGGAGGGAGAACAAGAAAAACCAGGGGAACAGAAUCAGACACGAAGCGGAGUGAACGAACACGGCCUGGAUGAAACAAACGGAGACACCCGACCGUUGGAGGCCCCGGUUGAGGAACAAGAGGCGCAGCCCUCUGACUGCUCCGAGCCAGCGCAAAAUAACGACGGAGAGGAGAAAGUUGGUGACGUCUUUUCUGAUCCCUCAGCGGAGAAGAGUGCCCACGAAAUGGAAGAAGCACGGUGA